UGACAGUUUAUAGUAAUUCCAUUAAAUUAAAGCAGUUUUAAGGUUGUUAAUAUUUGAAAUUAUCCAUCCAAGUAGGUUGUAACAGUGCCAAAUGAGAUUCAAAAUAUCGCUGCAGAACAGCAAAAGACAUACGAAAUUAGUGACUUGUGUAGCUUGGAGUUCGACAGACGAAAUCUAUUCUUGCGGUGAAGAUCAUCAGUUAAUAUGUUGGCACUUGGAAGGAGGAAUGGUGAAUUCCUCAGUAGUUGCGGAAUUUCCUGCAGACUUUUAUCCAACAGACAUGCAAUGGCAUCCUCGACCAACUCAAACUGCAAUUGCUUCUUCCAAAAAACAAUCUUUGGACGUGCUUCUAAUAACUACAACCGAUGGAAAAUUUCACUUCGUAAGCAGAAAUGGUCGGAUAGAGAAAAGCGUUUCUGCUCAUGUGGGUGCAACUCUUGUAGGAAAAUGGAGCUCUGAUGGUUCGGCUCUUCACACAGCUGGAGAAGAUGGACUCAUCAAAAUUUGGUCCCGUAGUGGAAUGUUAAGGUCAACAGUAGUAAGAGGAACUUUACCAAUCGUAACAUCAGCUUGGAGUCCGAACUCUUCAGCGAUUCUUUAUUCGCAGGGACCCCAUCUCAUACUACAAUCACUCAGUUCAAACUCUAAGCCCCAAAAGUGGCUGGCUCACGAUGGUUUGAUACUCACGAUGGCAUGGAAUCAGUGUAAUUCUCUUAUAGUAAGCGGUGGAGAAGAUUGCCGAUACAAAGUUUGGAACUCUGCGGGCAUCCAACUUUAUACCAGCAAUGCCAAUGAACAUCCAAUAACGGCCGUAAGCUGGUGCAAUUCUGGAAAUUAUUUUGCAAUUGGUUCUUUCAAUACUAUCAAGCUCUGCGACAAGACUGGGUGGUCCCAUUCAUUGGAAAAAUUGAAUAUAGGCAGUGUGUUCAGCAUUGCUUGGUCUGGUGAUGGUACUCAGGUAGCCAUGGCUUGCGGAAAUGGAAAUGUUCUCACAGCUCAUAUAAUCGACAGGAGACUCGAGUGGAACAAUUACGAAGCAAAAUUAAUUCGUCGAAAAGCCAUAGAAGUGAAAGAAAUCGGUACAGAGUGUCACGAAAUUUUGGAAAUAGCUGAUCGAGUCGUGUUACUGGAAUUUGCAUUCGAUCACUUGGUCGUUAUUACUCCAAGUCAAUGUCACGUUUAUUCCACCUCAAACUGGAAUACUCCAGCGAUAUUUGAUUUAAGAAAUGGCUCUGUUUCUGCAGUUCUUCUAGCAGAAAAGCAUUUUCUAUUAGUCGAAUGGAACAUGUUGUCGCUAUACAGUUAUCAAGGUAGAACUCUUGGAACUCCAAAGUGGAAAGGAAUGACUCAAGAAAUGUUGCAUCCACUUUGCAUUUCCUUGUGUCCUGAUACUUUGGUCAUCAGGAAUCAAAGUAAUGAAAAAUUGCUGCACGUUCUGGAUGUUUCACACGCAAAACCAAUAACGGAACUUCAGUCAUACACGCAUCUUGAAAGUGUAAUACAACUUGCUUUGAAUCACGCCGGAGGAACUAAUAAUCGCCAGUUAGCAGUUAUCGAUGCCAACAGGGAUUUGUAUCUUGUUUCUGUAAGAUCCACUGGGUUUGGACGCGUUUGUAAAAUCGCUGUUAUGGCUCAAAGUGUCUGCUGGGCAACCGAUGCAAACGUUUUAGCUGCGAUGCUGGACGCAACUUUAUCUGUUUGGCUCUGCCCUAAUUGUGUUCAUUAUAGCGAUCGAAAAGCAAUUAGAAAAACGAGGAUUGACAAAGAAAACAGCGAGUAUGGAAAGCAGCCAAGCAUAGUGAGGGUUCAAAAUGGAAUGGUUACCGUAAGACGCGGCGAUGGAGCUUUAGUCGUUUCUUCUUUUUAUACUUUCUUCACGAGUUUGUAUAGACAUAUUUUGCAAAAUCGCUGGUCGGAAGCUCUUUCCCUUUGCCGAAUCGCACAGAAUGAAAUAUUGUGGACUUGUAUGGCAGUUAUUGCGAUAGACAAUAAAGAAUUGACAGUCGCAGAAGAAGCUUGUGCUGCUAUUGGUAGAUUCGAUAAAGUAGAAUAUAUUCGGCAUAUUAAGAAACUACCGACAAAAGCGGAAAUUUUAGCAGAAACAGCUUUACUUGCAGGCGAUUUAUUAGCUGCCGAGGGAAUUUUGCUUCAAAAUGGUCUAGUCAGUGAAGCGAUUCAAAUCAAUAUUCAAGUUUAUAAUUGGAACAGGGCACUAGAGCUUGCGAUCAAACAUAAAAAACAGCUGGAGGAAGUUUUAGCUGCACGCAAAAACUAUCUUCAAAUCAUCAAUAAAGAAGAAACGAAUCAAAGUUACCUCGCCUUGUUAUCUAACAUCUCAAGAACAAAUUCUAAGGAGAGCAGCAGAAAAGUUAGAGAAAACGAAGAGAGUGAGAAGGGAAAUAGUGCAUCAGUCGACAAAUCAUCUUCUUCCGCUUAAAAACAACUAUAAAUAAAUAAAUAGUUUAAAUAAUUAAAUAGAUGCAAUGUGUUGUUACUUCCUACUUGGAUUUUAAGUGUUCCACUUAAGAUAAUUUACAAAAAUAUAAUUAAUUUUAAUCUAACUUCGAGCUUACUUCAAUCACAGUCUGAUAACUAUCGCUAAAAUAAAAACGAUUGGUGUGAUCACAGCAACGAACAGAGCCA
Molecule: messenger RNA, 2643 nt
Organism: Belonocnema kinseyi
Lineage: Eukaryota; Metazoa; Arthropoda; Insecta; Hymenoptera; Cynipidae
Gene: Oseg5
Product: intraflagellar transport protein 80 homolog
Exons: 16
Coding region: 92-2437 (781 amino acids)
Biological process (GO): cilium assembly
Cellular component (GO): centrosome; cilium; intraciliary transport particle B
Molecular function (GO): protein binding
Source: RefSeq, a predicted model, not a curated record